AUGAUGGCUGAUGAAGGUUUAAAAGAGUCAAAAACUAACGAGGAUUUUCAAAUGGAUGAAGAUCGUUCUAAUGAAGAAGAUUUUCAAGAGCCAGAUUUUCAUAAUGAAACUACUGGAGAAGAACUCACAGAUGCAGAAAUUGAAUCACUGAAAAAGGAAUUACAGUCAGAGGUUUCAGAGUUGGAGUGGGAAUUUAAACAAGCAAAAGAAUCACUCUACAAUGAGAGAAUAAUGCAAGUGGAGAACAAGUUAAUUCAAGCUAAAAUGGGUACUGCAUCAGAGUUUCUUCAUGUAGUAUCUCUAGUCGAAGAGACAUACAAAAUUAGAUUACAGGUGGCAAAGCAUAGGAUGGAGUUUGCUUUGGAAAUAGCCAAUAAAGAGUUGGAAAAUGAGUUGCAAAUUAUUCAAUGUGACGCAGAUGAACGACUUCGAGCAGCAGAAGAACAGAUUCGUGUACGUCUUGGAGAAGGUUUGUGUAGGCUUGAAUAUGAACUAGCUAUUCGUAGACGCAGGACUACUGAAAAUUCAGAAAAAGAGUUUCCAGAAUUAUCAGAUGAAUAUGAUAAUUAUUUACCUAGUCCAAAUCUUGAACCACGAAAGAAACCAGCUACUUUGUCACCAUCUACUCCUAGACUUAUAUAUCAGAUCCCUGAAAAAGAAAUUCGAUCAGAUGUUGAACGUAUUUUAGCAGCUGUAAAAAAAUAUAAAUUGGCCUUGGCUAUGUCCCGAUUCAAAGGUGCAAAUAAAUAA
Messenger RNA from Heterobilharzia americana, 750 nucleotides. NCBI's taxonomy places the organism in Eukaryota, Metazoa, Platyhelminthes, Trematoda, Strigeidida, Schistosomatidae. The record is from the annotation of a GenBank genome assembly.